Rotaria sp. Silwood2 is the source of this 5286-nucleotide messenger RNA. NCBI's taxonomy places the organism in Eukaryota, Metazoa, Rotifera, Eurotatoria, Philodinida, Philodinidae. The record is from the annotation of a GenBank genome assembly.
AUGUUCAUUCUAAUUAUUCGAUUGAACACUAACGCACAGUCAUCAAAGAGCAAUAAUUCUAUUGAAAACUUACCAUUAAAUUCAAAUUUUAGUAAGUUGAUCAAUUCAACAACUCGUUUCAUAAAUGUUAUCAAUACUACCGAUACCAUAUUAUUUUCUUCUGAAAAUACAACAAAAACUGUUAUUUUCUCAUCAAUUUUUCUCAAUUCUACUCAUAUUCCAAAUAUAUUUACUAAUUCAACUAUCAAGAAUCGUAAUGGAACAUCUAUUAAUGUUACACAUGCAGUUGAAGAUGUUUUAAAUACAAUGAAUACAACAAUAUCGUCUAAGAAUUCGACAAGGAUAAUUAGCCUAACAGCGACUUUAUAUAAUACUUCCAACAAUAGUUCUGUAAAGGUGAAUGAAUCUGUUCAAGAAAUGACAAAUGUACCUAGACCGACUGCAGCGUUUACAAUUCACACAAUUAAUAAUAAUACAAAACCAUUCAUAUAUCCAACGGGAAUUGUCUAUGAUUUAUCAUCAGUUUCAAAUGAUACUAUGAAUUCAUCCAAUUCAUUCAAUUCUGGUAGCUUCGAUCUAUUAGCUAAUACAACAGCAACAAUAAAAACAACGACUAUAAUAUCAAAAACAAAUGUCAACAGUACUAACAGCUCACUUGAGAAUAAUACUACGUCAAAUAUAUUAAUUUCAACAUUAAUUAAUUUAAUUAACAGUACUCAACGAAAUCAACUGAACAAAUCUUCAUUAUUAAAUAAUACAACUUCAUUAAGUUCAUCUGCUGUUAUUAAUACAAAUACAACUAAUACGCUUUCAAUAAGGAAUCCAAAUGCUACUGUACAACCUAUGGAAAACUUUUCUAUAUCCGUUACGAAUACUGGCGAGAGAAGCAAUUCUUCGAAAAAUACUACUUUUCAAAACUUUGACGUCACUAUGUUAUCAUUCAUGAAUUCUAGUGAUAAUGAGCUACUCAAUAGAAGUGAUUCAUCAAAUACAACUUUAGCUACUCUGCCAUCAAUAGUCAAUACCAUGAUAUCAAACUUCACAUAUCAAAGUUUGCUGCCUUCUGCUAACGACACAUUAACACAAACACUAUCUAUUACUGUACCUACAACUUCAUCUCUUACAAUGAAUCAGCAAACAUCUUCUAACGAUUCAUUAAAGCCGGCCUCCCCGAGCCUUUCGAAUGAAAAUUUAACAUUACUCAUUAAUACUUCACAGACAGUCACUCCUCUCAUGUCGGAGAUGACAGGAUUACCUUUAUUUACAACAAAUCUUUCGAAUGAAAACUUGUCGUCGUUCUCAAAUAUGACAGAUACACGUAUAUCAACUACUUCGCUCGGUACAGAAUCAGCACAAGAGACUGUGCAACAAACUGACCAUACACCUCCAACAAUUCUAUCUACAUUGAUAUUUUCAAAAGACAAUUUAUUAUUAACAUCGAAUACUACACAAACAAACAACUCAACUGAGUCAAUAAUUAGUCCACAACUACAAAAUACAACUCAACGAACUAAUGAUACAAUUGUUUCGACACCAGCACUAUCGGAUGAAUCCAAUGGCGCCUUAUCAUCUGAACCAUAUAUUUCUGAAUUAAGCACAAAGCAAGAUGUAUUUUUGAAUAGUACGCAAAAAGCUUUUUUUCUAGAUUCUAUACCGACAGAAUUACCAUCUGCCACGAUUCAGGCAACACUUGGCAGUGUGCCACCUAAUAUACCAUCGACUAAUUUGUCAAAUCAAAGUUCGUCAGAAGUUCUGAAUAGUACACAAGAAACUGUACCUCUCGAUUCAUUGCCGGCUCAAUUAUCAACUGCCACAAUCGAACAAACACUUGACACUCUUCCGCCUAUAAUGCCAUUGAUAAAUAUUUCAAAUGAAAGUUCGCCACAACUUUUGAAUAGUACACAAGAAGCUUUUGCUCUGGAUUCUGUACCGACAGAAUUAUCAUCUGCUACGAUGCAGCCAACACCAGAUACUCUUUCACCGACCACAUCCUCGACAAAUCUUUCAAAUCAAAGUUCGCCAGAAGUUUUAAAUAUUACACAAGCAACUGUGCCUCUCGAUUCAUUUCAGACGGGAUUACCACUUGAGACAAUCCAGCAAAUGUCUAGUACUCUUCCAUCAGUCACGCCAAUGGAAAACCUUUUAGAUCAAAGUUCGCCAGCUUCUUUGAAUGGUUCAAACGAAGGUGUAUCUGUUGAUUCGUUACCGACUGGAAUAGCAUCGUCGACAAUGCAGACAACACCCAUUACUCUUGCGUCUCCCAUGCCAUCGAUAAAUAUUUCAAAUGAAAGUUUGCUAGUAAUUUCAACUAGUACGGAAGGGACAGCUUCUGCUGAUUCUUUAUGGACUGGUUCAUUAUCUACGACAAUGGUUGACACAGCAGAUUCUUUUCCAUCGGUGACUCCAUCGACAAAUGUUUCAGGUGAAACUUUAGUGGGAAUUUCGAAUAGUACACAAGUCGACUCACCUUCUGAUUCGUUGGCAACUAACUUACCUACUGUUAUAAGUGAGAAUAUUACUAAUACUUUUGAUUUUAUUGCAAUAUCGUCGUCUUCUGUGAAUAACACGGACAUGUUGUUUGGUUCUGCCUCGCUAUCCACAGAAGUACCUUCAUUCACAGCCGAGGCAACAAUGGAGACUAUUCAAUCUUCUCAAGUUCCUUUAGCAGGUUCAAGCGAAACCAUGUCGUCAAUUUCAAACCUUAGUGACGUGAAUGUUUCGUCGACUUCGAUCCCUACGGAAGAAAUGUCUUUUGCAACACUUCAAACCGUUGAAGCAGUUUCAUUAGAAUCUUCUCCAAUGGAACCAAAUCAAAGUGUUCCAACGUUGUCUACUGAUAUUCAAACAGAUUCUUCUAAUCACUCGAUGCCUACGCUUAUGUCAUUUGUUACAGAACAGGAAACUUGGGAUACAUCUUCGUCGACACCAGUGUCAUCUUUUCCUUUGAAUGAUAGUUUGGUAUCAUCUGCAAAUGUUACAUCAACGAACAGUCUUCCUAUAUCAGAGGCGACAGAAAUAACUUCAGGCACAGCAGAAUCGACUGAUAAUAUUCGCGAACCGAUCGUAACAUCAUCAAUAUCUCCAAAUGAAAGCUUACCAUCUUCAUUCAAUGAAACACAAACAAACAUGUCAUCUAGUUCAAUGUCUACCAUACCAUCUUUUAUUACGGUACAGAAUAGUCUCGAUACUUUUCCAUCAGAACAGUUUUCGGCUAGUAUUUCUAACGAAAAUGAAUCAGUAUUACUAACGACUGUACAAAGCAGUGAAGUAGACAUCUCUUUUGCCUCACAGCCUAUGAUAUCUUCUACUAUAACAGUGGAACAGGCUACCAACAACUUUUCAGUAACACAAUCAUCAGCGAUUCUUCAGAAUGAAACAUUGCCAUCAUAUUCAAGUAAUACACUACAAGAGACUUCAUCUGACGAAGGAAUCAUCAACAUUCACACUACUACAAUCGAACAAACAACAGAUACUCUUAUAUCAAGAUCAAUACCUUCAAUUGUUCCAAAUCAAGAUUCAACAUCACCAAUAUCGCUAGAUACCAUUGCAAAUAGUCAAACAGGCAAUACAGAAGAAAUGACACAACCAUCAAUGUUUACUGAAUCACUAUUAUCAACAUUAGCAGAAACUAAUCCUACUGAAACAAUCUACACCAACAACGGUAUUGAUACGGCUGAAAGUUCCAGUAUAACAAUUCAAGUAACCGUUGCUACUCCAAUGUCGCUUCUUACCAGACUAAUGUCUUCACCAUUAUCACAGUCGACAUUAUUUUCAAGCAUCAAUGAUUAUACUGAGGACAAAAGCGCAAGUGGAUCGACAGAAACUAAUUUUGUGAGCUCAUCAACUGCGCCACUUUUCUUAUCAGAAGAACUUACUAUUCCAAACCAAUAUUCGACCAACCCAGAUACUUCAAAUUUACUUCUUUUACUAUCUACGCUUAUUAGUCAUUCUGAAGUUAUUACAUCAACAAUUCCAACAAUAAAUUCAAUGCCGAUAUCUGUCACUGAAUCUACUAGUUUUAUCCAGUCGUCUUCUGAAUAUUCUACUGCUUUUUCAUCUAGCAUAUCUUCGCCGAUAUCGUUGAUUCUGAACACAAAUCCUGAUAUUAGCACCAGAGAUUCUACAUCUGCAGCGAAUAUAAAUACAAUAAACUCUGUGUCGUCUUCUCAACAAGUGCCUGAAUCAUUAGAGACUAUUUUUACCAUCACUGAUUCAAUGGCACUUGAAACUACUCCAACAAUAAUCUCUUCAAUACAAUCAAGCUCAGUUACGCCAGCAAGUACUCUUUCUAAUGAUGUCACUUCAGUUCCUAGUGAAACUUUAACAAAUACCUUUAUUUCAUUUUCUUCGAUUGCAAUAGACAACGAACAAACUACUAUGAAUACUAUUUUAGUUUCAAAUGCUCUUAUGAGUGAAAGCAGUUCUACACCGAUCAUAUCAAGUUCAUUUGAAACUUCAACUACUUCCAACUCGUUACCUUCAUUAAACAGCAUUAACGAUGUACCUUCAACAUUUUCAUCCAACAUACAAGAUACGACAAGUAAUGAAAAUCCAUCUUCAUCAACUUUCAAUACAAUGUUUUUGACUUUAAUAAGUACAAGUACGCCAUUCUCGGAUAGUUUCAUUUCAUCCCAAAUGACAACUCCAACAAUAUCAACAUCGACAAUAACGAAUCGUGACACGACUUUUCUGUCUUUGUUAUUAGCAACAUCUGGUUUAUUAAUGUCUAAUGAAACAUCAACAACACAAGAUAUGAUUUCAAGUAUUCCAUUUACAACGCAAAUAAAUUCUAAUACAACUACUGCUACAUCUUCCAGUGAUUGUGUUUUUCCAUUUCGUUAUCUUGGUCAAUGGUAUGAAAGAUGUAUAAGUGAUAUUCUCAAUGAUAGUUGGUGUUCAUUAACAGCUGAUUUUGAUCGAGAUCGACAAUGGAAAUAUUGUCGAGCACCUCGUGUUAAAACUAUCGGUGGUACAGGAAAUGGAAGUGAUUGUGUCUUUCCAUUUAUUUAUCAAGGCACAUUAUUUUCAACAUGUAUUUAUCGUACAGAAACGGCAGGUACAACAAAAUCAUUUUCAUUAUUUUGUUCUGUUACAUCCAAUCUUGAUCAAAAUGGAUUAUGGGGAUAUUGUUUAGAUUAUGGUUCAUGUUACUUUCCAUUUAUCUUCAAUGGUAAUACCUAUUCAGAUUGCAUUAGUGGACCUCAAUCAGCUCGUUGGUGUUCAACAACAGCUAAUUUCGAUCGUAACAAAAUGUGGAGUAACUGUCCUGGUAUGUUAUUAUUAUGA